CAGACACUCACACAAGUUUGGAGCAACAUGAGGGAGAGUAAAUGCUGACAGAAUGAUCAUUUUCUCUGUGAAACACACUGAAGUAUGUACUGUGACUGUGACUUGUGUAAACACACACAGCGCUCGAGGAUCAGGACACACCCUCGUGUCGUAAAGCAUCAUGUGACUAAUAGUUCCCGCUCAAAUAGCGAGGCGAGGCUCAGAUCACGGCAGUGUCUCGCACCGUCUCCGAGUUCAUUUCUCAAACUCUAAUCAUUAACGGACAGAGCUUUAACACGAGCGGAGGAAGAGACGAGGCUAAAGCACAGACGAACACCACCGAGCCCAGGUGAGACGCUCCGAUUUUCAUCAUGAAGGAUUCAUGGCCUUUCUGUUUCAAGUCAAACGCUGUGAUUCUGUGCUUUGUGGGUUUGAUGAUUAACAGUGCUGAUAACGGAGCAGAUAAGCAGAACUAAAGUCAAUACGUCCACACAGAGAGACUGUCAUCAUGGAGGAGAACAAGGAAGUGCAAAGAGACUGGAAAAAACUGGAGCCGAGUCUGGAUGUGAAGAUCUUCCUCACGGUGCUGUACUGCCUCAUCCUCGUCCUGGGGAUCCUGGGAAACAGCGUCACCAUCCACGUGGCCCAGGUGCUCCAGCGGAAGGGAUACCUGCAGAAGAGCGUGACGGAUCACAUGUUGAGUCUGGCCUGCUCUGAUCUGCUGGUGCUGUUGAUCGGGAUGCCCGUGGAGCUCUACAGUGCCAUCUGGUUCCCCUUCUCGUCCUCCUCCGGAGACGCCGCCUGCAGGAUCUACAGCUUCCUGUUCGAGGCCUGCAGCUACGCCACCAUCCUCAACGUGGCCUCGCUGAGCUUCGAGCGCUACCUGGCCAUCUGUCACCCGUUCCGCUAUAAAGCUCUGUCCGGCAGCCGCACCACGAAGCUGCUUCUGUCCGCGUGGAUCUGCUCGGUGCUCGUGGCUCUGCCGCUGCUCGUGGCCACAGGGACCGAGGGGUACGUCCCCGAGGGCCGCCGGACACCGGUGCAGAACCUGACCUUCUGCACCAACCUGAGCCAGCACUGGGUCAUGUACCGCACCAGCAUCUUCACCGCGUUCACGCUCUAUCUGCUCGUCCUGGGCGCCGUGGCCUUCAUGUGCAGAUCCAUGAUCGCUGUUCUCCGGGCCCCGAUGGGACCCAACGAAUCUGAUGCCAACGGAGCUGGACCCAAACACGAGAACGCACGGCUGAAAGCGUCACGCAAACAGACCAUCCUCUUCCUCGUGCUGAUCGUCUGCGCUCUGCUCGUGUGCUGGAUGCCCAAUCAGAUCCGCAGGCUGAUGACGGCGGCGGUGCCCAAGUCUGCGUGGACCGUGAGUUACCUGCGCAGCUACGUGAAGCUCAAUCCGGUGGCCGACAGCUUCUUCUACCUGAGCUCGGUGCUGAACCCGCUGCUGUAUAACCUGUCCUCGCGCCAGUUUCGCUCGGCGUUCCUGCAGACGCUCCUGUGCCGUCUGUCACUGCAGCACAUCAACAGAAGGACGCUGGAGAGCAGCCUGGCCUCCAAGAGCUCCAGAAACACCACUCGACCCCUGCUGCGCCGGUCACUAGACCGCAUACGGACGCUUACCAGCGACAGAUCGACUCCUCCACCAUCAGGAGAGAGACAAAACCCUCCGAACCCCACUGACAGACCACCACACGCAGACCCGCUGACCUCUGACCCACAGGAGGACGAGAUAAACCAACCUACUGCACUGCCUAACACUAACUGAUGAACAAACCAGCUGGAGAAGACUAUAGACCACUGUAGACCACCGUAGACCACCUUAGACCACCGUAGACCACCGUAGACCACCGUAGACCACCUUAGACCACCGUAGACCACCUUAGACCACCGUAGACCACCGUAGACCACCGUAGACCACUGUAGACCACCGUAGACCACUGUAGACCACGGCAGAGUAUUUAAGUCCUACAUAUUAACUCAAGGGUCCUGCAGAAGGGAAUCUGUGCUAAAUCUGUUUGUGUCAACAUCAAUGACCGUUGGACAUUUACUGUAUUUUAAUAAAAACACUAUUUAUAGAAACCCUGUGAAGAAAAAAACUGAGCAAAACAUAAAUCAAAAUACGACAAGACAACAAGAAUCACAUUCAGAGCCAAACUGAGAGUUUGCAAUGCAGGACAUGAGGCUCAUCAAAGUCUGAAAUAAGAGCCCAAUGAAACCAGAACAAGCUCAGGAUUACAAUACAGGCCACAUUAAACCAGUUCUGUGCUCAGACUAAUGUUUUAUUACCAUCACCUAUAACCUUCACUAGUGACUGUCCUGAGCUGUCACUCAUGUCACAAAAACACACAAAAAUAUCGAUAAGUGACACCAUGAUCAGCAGUGCAGCGAUUGGCUGGCAGCAAGACAGCAACGUAAUGACAUCAUGUAGUUAGAAAAAGACACCUGACGAAAAACUUUUUUUCCAGACAAAUUUCUGGACUUUUAUAAAGAAACAGCUAAGCGAACAAAACAACAUAAAUGUUAUAAUAAAUAAAUGAAAUGUGGACUGUUUUUUUUAUUAUUUUUUUUUACAUGAUUCCCAAUCAUUUAUAUUCACAACUUGUAAUGUUUGUACAGGCUUUACAUUUUUAGUGUAGUAAUUAAUUUAUAUUUCAAAUUAAAUGUUAUAUUUGAACAGAUCUGUUACAUAACAGCAUUAAUUAAAGUCUCUUAAGGUUAAAGGUCAAGAUCGCAGGUUCGCGAAUCAUUUGAGUCAGUUCGGGAAUCGCAAAUCAUUUGAAUCGGUUCGGGAGUUCGUAGCGGGUUCGCGAAUCAUUUGAGUCAGUUCGGGAGUUCAAAACGGGUUCGCGAAUCAUUUGAGUCAGUUCGGGAGUUCAAAACGGGUUCGCGAAUCAUUUUAUGUCAGUUUAGGGAUCGCGAAUCAUUUUAAUCAGUUCGGGAGUUCGUAGCUGGUUUGCGAAUCAUUUGAUUCAAUUUAGGAGUUCAAAGCGGGUUCGCGAAUCAUUUGACUCUUUUUCGGGAUCGCGAAUCAUUUGAAUCAAUUCGGGAGUUCGUAGUGGGAUCGCGAAUAAUUUGAGUCAGUUCGGGAGUUCAAAGUGGGUUCGCGAAUCAUUUGAGUCAGUUCGGGAAUCGCAAAUCAUUUGAAUCAGUUCGGGAGUUCGUAGCGGGUUCGCGAAUCAUUUGAGCCAGAGGAUCCCAAAUCAUUUGAAUCAGUUCGGGAGUUCGUAGCGGGUUUGCGAAUCAUUUGAUUCAAUUUGGGAGUUCAAAGUGGGUUCGCGAAUCACUUGAGUCAGUUCGGGAAUCGCGAAUAAUUUGAGUCAGUUCGGGGUUCGCGAAUCAUAGCUGUAUAUGGAUAGGCAUUUUUAACUAAUUUAGUAGCUAGUUUUAAUUAAGUUUUUAGGUGUGAUAUGUGAACUCGUAUUUUUUUGUCUUAAUGAUGUGCCUUUUAACAGUAUCAAGUAUAUUCAAAAACUAAACAAAUCAUGCCUAAAAAGUGCACGCAUCUAGGCUAAUGUAAAGUUACAUGAUGAAGUCAUACUAGUGCGUGUGGCGCGUGUGCAUUUUGAGUGCGUUCUUUCACUGCAUUAUUCGGUUUAUUCAAAUGCAUUUAUGAAUGCAUCUGAAUGAUCACAAAAUUCAAGAAAUGGGGGUUAGAAAAUGUAUAUAUGUAUAUCAUUUUAUGUAGUUAAUCAAUAUCACAUGAAGAGUGCCAUUUCAGUUUUUCUCCAAAAAUUCACAUGAUUAAAAUGUGAAAUUAAGUUACUACAAACAAUAAUUUAAUUACAAAUACAAAAUGUUGCAGAAUAAUGUAAUAUAUGAAUGAAUAAUAGCCUAAAGAACCUUUGUGCCAAAAGGGUUCUUUCUUGUCAUUAUAGAAACGUUUUAGCAUAAAAGGUUCUUUUGGAGUUGAGUAAAGAACCCUAUGGUUCUAUAUAUAAAGACUAUAAAGAGUGUGUUGUCAUAACGUUCACCUUGGAGAUUGAAAAUGUUUCUUUUAACACCCCAGGAGCCCAAAUUCAGACCCAGAACCUUUAACACUUUCUAUUGUAUUUUUAUUCUACUUAAUCUAUUUACUUUCUUUUUUAUGUAUAUUUAAAAAAAUAAAAUAAAACAAAGCAGA
Molecule: messenger RNA, 4105 nt
Organism: Carassius gibelio (silver crucian carp)
Lineage: Eukaryota; Metazoa; Chordata; Actinopteri; Cypriniformes; Cyprinidae
Gene: gpr39
Product: G protein-coupled receptor 39
Exons: 2
Coding region: 488-1750 (420 amino acids)
Biological process (GO): G protein-coupled receptor signaling pathway
Cellular component (GO): membrane
Molecular function (GO): G protein-coupled receptor activity
Source: RefSeq, a predicted model, not a curated record